AUUUGAAUUUCAUGAAUAGGUCACAAUCUCCUAUAAAUGACAGUCGUAGUCAUAGUGCAUCUAAAAGAUAUGUAUCUCCAAAUGAAAGAUAGAAUACUUAAGAGAAUGAACAAGUAACUAAAUUUAAAUAUUAAUAUCAGAAUCAUAGAAAAUUACCAACUACUUAAUAAGUGAAAUCUAAAAUUAUUAAUGUUGAUCAAUCUGAUAUUGGUAGUAUAUUGGGUGAAGUCAAUGUUAAUAAUACUAGUAAAAUGUCCAAUAUGACCUAAUUUGCUAAUUUCAUGUAUGUACCAUGUCCAACACAUCCAGAAUUUUUUAUAACUAAUCUAUGUUAGGAUCAAGUAUGUUGUAUUUUAUAUCAAGAAUUGUAUUGAACCUCUUUGUCCAGAAUGUAUUAAUGAACAUCUUGAAAUGCAUUAAGCAAAAGGAAGAGUACCUAAAUUAGAAAAUAUUCAAAGAGUCAGAAAAGAUAAUACUUAUAAGAUAGAUGAACUAUCAAAAUCAUUGUAAUUUAAAUUGCAAGAUUCUAAAAAGUAUUUUUAAGAAUAACCAUCUAUACUAUAUAAUAAUAAUCUUGAAUAAUUAAGAUAAAUACAUGAAUAAAUAUCAAAUAUAAUAGAUGAUUAUUUUGAAACAUUGUACAAAGAUUUAAAAGAAUAAAAUUAAGAUGAAUAUAUGAAAUAAUUAAAUUAAAUAGAAUAAGAUAUCCUAUAAUAACAAAAUAAACUUACUAAAUUAUAAGAAGAUUUACACAAUGAUAAUUAUGUUAGGGCUGUCAUUUAAAUAUGUGAUGGCAAGUAAGAACUAUUCACUGAUAAGAGUUUAAUAUCUUUAGAUAAAUUAAUACAAAAUUAUUAGUAAUCUUAAAUCAAAAUAAUAUUCGAUAAAAAUAAUAUUGAAUUAUUUUAAACAUACUGUAAAAAAAUGUGUUAUUUUAUCAAAAAUACAUAAUAAAUAAAUACUUAAUAAAGUACUAAUACUAAUAAGAGUCUUAAAAUUGAAGAUAAAUUAAAUCAAUCUACAAUGAAAUUAAAUCAUAUUUCUGAAAUACCACCUCCACUUAUCAAUCCAAUAACAUUGAUUUCUGAAAGUCUUACUAAUGAUGAAGCAAAAUAUUAAAUUAAUCAUUUAAAUCACUUUGAAGAUGGCAAACCAUAAGUAUUAGUAAGAUUAGAAGAAGGUGGUUAUGCAGCAUAUAUAUAUGACAUAUAAUCUUAAUAAUAUAAGAUUGAAACUAUCAAUAGUACAAUUAAGGUUCCAUUAUUUCAUAGAUUAUAUACUACUUCUUCAGGUAAACAUUUAGUUAUUGGGGGUGUUGAUAGAGAUAAAUCAAGAUUCAAAGCAAUUGCUUCAGUAUAUGAAUUUAAUCACACUAAUUUAUAAAUGACUUUACAUUCAGAAAUGGUAUUGCCUAGAUCAAUGACAUCUGCUUGUUAAGUUGAUAAUUUCUUAUUUGUAGUAGGUGGAUCAUCAACUAAUGAUGAGAAUACAUCAAUGGCUAAAGCUGAAAAAUUGGAUUUAAGUACUAAGAGAUGGUAAACUAUUGAUGAUCCUUACUUUAAAUGUAGUGGAUGUGCUUUGGUUGCAAUUGAUAAAAAUACAUUAUUUAAAAUAGGAGGUAAAUGUGAUAUCUUUACUCCAUGCAAUUCAAUUGAAUCCUAUGAUAUUUAAAAGAACUCUUGGGUAUUAUGUGUUAUAUAAUGAAUUUUAGACAAAAAUAGAAUUCAAAUUUUUAUCUAAUGGAUAUUUAAGAUUACCAUUUAAUAGUUGUGCCAUUAAGACAUCAUAUGAUCAAAUACUUAUUCUUGGUGGAUCAGUACAUGAUGUUAAGAGUAAUGAAACAUAGGUAUUUGAUUUGAAUUAUUAUUUAGAUUCUUAAUAUAAAGACUAAGACUUUAUAGAAAUCAAAAGAAUUACCAAAUUCUAUUGAAUUUAAUACUUAAAGUGCUAUUGUAUAAUUCAAUAAUGUUUAUGUAUUAACAGAGAAUGAAUAACCUUUGUUAUUUGGUAAUUAAAAUGGAUUUAAAUAUUAAUGA
Molecule: messenger RNA, 2036 nt
Organism: Paramecium primaurelia
Lineage: Eukaryota; Ciliophora; Oligohymenophorea; Peniculida; Parameciidae
Source: the annotation of a GenBank genome assembly